Messenger RNA from Drosophila sechellia, 904 nucleotides. It is a transcript of the gene obst-G, whose product is annotated as obstructor-G. Lineage: Eukaryota; Metazoa; Arthropoda; Insecta; Diptera; Drosophilidae. The record is from RefSeq and is a predicted model, not a curated record. The transcript is spliced from 2 exons. The coding region runs from base 21 to 860 and encodes 279 amino acids. Gene Ontology annotation, cellular component: extracellular region. Gene Ontology annotation, molecular function: chitin binding.
ACUCGAUAGCAUCACACAAAAUGAAGCUAUUUGGACUGCUCUGCGUAAUGUUAGUACUUCAAGAAAGUACUCUGGCUGUUUUACAAAACGGAUUUGCAUUCAAGACGUCCUUAUGCGAGGGUAAAAAUGGUGGACUCUUGCCCAUGUUUGGAUCCUGUAAAGGAUAUUACGUGUGUGCUGAUGGAAACGCUGUGACCGGUACUUGUGAAAAGAAUACAUUGUUCAAUCCCUUAACAUUGCACUGCGAUGAUCCUGACAAUGUGGAUUGCAUUUUCGAUGCCAAGGACAAUGUUAAUGACGACACGUCGAGUUCUGAAAGUGAUGAAGACGAUGAUGAGGAAAUGGCCAAAACUGAUCCUCCCGUUACUGUCAAACCGACGAAAAAGCCGCGUCCUACAAUCCUUGAAAAAAUGUGUGCUGGCAAGAAGGAUGGAGUGAUGCUUACCAAGAGCGGGUCCUGCCAGGAUUAUUACGUUUGCAAAUCAAAAAAACACCAUCUACUCUCUUGUCCUGGCAAACAACAUUUUAGUCCAACUCGUCGCAUUUGCAUGAAGGCGUCAGAAGCCAAGUGUUCGGUUGGAUCCCAAGAAAAUAAAGAAUCGGAUGGUCCUGCCAUCACGGGAGGAGUGUGUUCAGAUGAAAAGGAAAACUCCCUUGUUGCUCAUCGCAGUGAUUGUGGCAAGUUUAUGCUGUGCAGCAACAUGAUGUUUUUGGUAAUGGACUGCCCAAUUGGCCUGCAUUUCAAUAUAGCCACAUCACGAUGCGAUUAUCCCAAGAUUGCAAAAUGCCAGACGAAGCUAAAUGAAAGCAAAUCCAAGUCAAAGAAACCUGUGCGCAAGUCGAAAAAACGUCGAUUCUAACUAUAUUUUUUUAAGACCCCAAUAAAGUGCUUGAAUUAUAAUAA